Molecule: messenger RNA, 990 nt
Organism: Plasmodium coatneyi
Lineage: Eukaryota; Apicomplexa; Aconoidasida; Haemosporida; Plasmodiidae
Product: Variable surface protein Vir7-like protein
Exons: 4
Coding region: 1-990 (329 amino acids)
Source: RefSeq, a predicted model, not a curated record
AUGGCUGGAGGAGGAGAUCAAUUCCUAAAGGUAGGGGAUUGGGAGAAGCGAGAUUCAAAGAUCCGUUUCUAUAAGGACCUCGGCGAAAAUUCAUCAUACUGCAUUUAUACUGAUGAAAAAGGAAAUGUGGAGUCCAAAUUAAAGGCAUGCCAAGAAAUUAAGAGUGAAGCCCAAAAAAUUGCAGAUGGCCUCUGCUAUAUACAUUCAAAAAGGCAGGAUGAGUCGGACGAAUCAGUGCGGGAUGCAUUCUGCCAUGCCCUCUAUUAUUGGUUAGGGGACUUUGCAUGGAAAAGUGAUAGAGUUUCGAGUGGUACAAAAUUCAUAGAGGUUAUGGGUGACAUAUACAAAGCACUUUCCGAAUUCGGUGUUAGUGACAAUUGUAAAAAUAUGUACAAAGACAAUAGUAACAUCACUAAGGAUCUCUUCGAAAAAAGAAGAACUGUGUUUGAUUUUUCUUUUGACUACAAAAACAUAAAAGAGAAACUACAACUUCAUAACUACUCCUGUGAGAAGGAGUACUACGAACAUCUUGAAAAAGCACACAAAGCCUUUGGUGCUGUAAGUGAAGAUUGCCAUGGCAAAAUCGACCUAUAUUGUAUUGAAUUCAAAAAUAUUUUUGAAACGAAAAACAACAACAAUAAGAAACAAAACCCACUCACUUUAAAAAAAGGCGAAAUGCAAUCAUCAGAGGGAACUACAAUCUAUAAAGACGUCCAAUUAGAAUUAAAAUAUGCCCCACCUAAAACUAACACAGCAAUGAUCACCACCAUUUCGUCUAUAUUUUCUAUAGGAGCACUUGGAUUUGCUGCUUCUCUUUUAUAUAAGGUAAUAACCAUUCUUCAGGAAAUGAAGGAGGAGGAACAAGGAGGAACAAUAGAAAUGGAGCAUCUACCAUAUUUGAAGGGCCAUCUCAAAGAAGAAGAACAGCAGCAGGAACAUAUACUGCACCAAGUCAUCACCGGACAAAUAUACGUUAUCAUCCCUAGGUGA